This is a messenger RNA of Ipomoea triloba (trilobed morning glory), 1056 nucleotides long. Its product is annotated as CASP-like protein 5B2. The coding region runs from base 377 to 841 and encodes 154 amino acids. The record is from RefSeq and is a predicted model, not a curated record. Gene Ontology annotation, cellular component: membrane. NCBI's taxonomy places the organism in Eukaryota, Viridiplantae, Streptophyta, Magnoliopsida, Solanales, Convolvulaceae. The transcript has 3 exons.
CCAAGACAAAUGCGGUCGCAUUCAUCACAUACUGCUACGCAAUCAGACAAGACUAUAAUUGCCACCAUAUUCUAAUUCCAACACAAAAAGGCCAUCUUAGAGUGGGUAUUAUUAGUUGGAUGCAUUGUUUGAAUGAUUGGAUCUCUCAUAUUUGCUUCUCCGAAUCACAAAUGAAAAACAAGCGCAGCAGCACACCCAACUCCCUGUAGAUCCAAAUUUCAUUCAUUGGGGGGUGGGGUUUAGAUCUUUGGCGUGCAACAAUGGUGCUGCUUCUCAUCCUCUAGGGUUCUUAAAAGGGCCCUUUGAUUUUUGGUGGGGAAGGGCCCUGCGGCUUUGGGGAAAGGGACUCACUUUACUGUUUUCUUGGAAGAAAGGGAUGAAGGUGUUUGUAGGAAGUCCUGGAAGUGUGAGUGGGCUGCUAUUGAGGAUUGGGCAAUGCUUGUUCGCAGCUGGCUCUAUUGGGGUUAUGGCUUCUGCUUAUGGGUUUUCCAACUUCACUGCUUUCUGCUAUUUGAUUGCAUCGAUGGGACUUCAAGUACUGUGGAGCUUUGGGCUUGCAUGCCUUGAUGCCUAUGCUUUGAAGAUAAAACGGGACAUCUGUAGUCCAGUCUUGGUGAGCCUGUUUGUCGUCGGGGAUUGGGUGACAUCUACGUUAUCACUUGCUGCUGCGUGCGCCUCAGCAGGGAUAGCGGUUCUAUAUGCCAAAGAUUUAAAGUUCUGCAACGAUCCGGCCCACCUUCCAUGCGUGAAAUUUGAGCUCUCGGCUGUCUUGGCAUUCAUCACCUGGUUUCUAAUUGCCAUUUCUUCUCACGUUACGUUCUGGAUCUUAGCCUCAGUUUAAGUAAUCUCUUAGACCAUUUGUUUUCCUCACUUUACUGUUCUCAACACCUUCCUUUCCCGUGUAAAGUCUACUCCAAUCCUCCCAAUCUUCUAAGGUGUGACGUCUCUCCCUUUGAAUUUGUUGGGAUGAUUUCUUUUGUAUUAGUUGCUACUUGCACACCAAAGCGGUUGACUUAUGUAGUUAUGUGGUAAUGAGUUCAAUUUUGCUUUACCAUU